This is a messenger RNA of Protopolystoma xenopodis, 276 nucleotides long. Lineage: Eukaryota; Metazoa; Platyhelminthes; Monogenea; Polystomatidea; Polystomatidae. The record is from the annotation of a GenBank genome assembly.
AUGGCACACGGAAAUUCCGCAUUAGCCAACUGUAAAGAGUAUCAAAAAUCACGUUUGGCCCAGCAUCAAGUCACUUUGGGAGGUAGGCUGCUACCAUUUGGAGUAGGCAAGACGGAUUAUCGGCGAUGCUGCCCAAUUGGGCUGUCCAAAACAGCACAGACCGCAGCCUCAAUUCGGUCAGGGGCUCAACGAGCGUCAAAACCAGAAUGUACGACAAAGGAGAAUUGGCCACUCGAGCACCCGACUUGGAUGCCUCUAAGUUCUCAGGAUUUAUAG